GUGCUAUUUCUGGAUGGUUCAUACUCGACGAUCCGUACGCAAAGAGGAAAUUGCGCACACGCAUCCAGACAAGGACGUUACUCCCAGAAACCGGAAUCGUCUCUCACUUAUUUCAGCGGGAAGGAAAGCAGUGUCGAAGCAGUGUGUUACCAAAUUAACUGUCCAGGAAGCAAAGGAAAAAUCCUCAGAGAAUUCCUCGAAUGAGUUUAUUAUUGGUCGGGAAAAGGAAAUAUCGCAUAUUCAUGAAUUCAUUCGAAAUAGUAUGGAGACUCGUCAUAGCUGCAGUAUGUACGUCAGCGGUUCUCCUGGAACAGGGAAAACCGCGGUGGUCAGUUAUGUGACAAAUCAUCUUGGAUCCUACUCUCACUGUCGGGUUUUGUUUAUCAACUGCAUGAACCUGAGCUCGGCUAGUGAGGUGUUUACGCGAAUUUUCGAAUCACUUAGCCAGAACUUACACGGGAAGGAAAACCGUGGCACAGUUGGCCACUCCGUCGUCGAAGCGACUUUCGAGAAGUUUUCGAACCUGUCUACUUUCAUUGUUAUUUUGGACGAAUUGGAUCAGCUUUAUUCGAAAAGCAAGGCCGUUUUGUACCGAAUUUUUAAUUGGCCUGCAACAUUGAGUUGCCACUUGAUAAUCAUUGGCAUAGCCAAUGCGUUGGAUCUUCCUGAGCGGUUACUCCCACGUCUUCAGAGCAAGGCACACCAACCAAAACACUUGACUUUCUCUCCCUAUAGUCACAAUGAGUUGGCGGAUAUAGUCAGCGCUAAACUCUCGGCGGCCAACCUGUCUGGAAACGACGGAGUUCGCAUGGAUCCGCUAGCCAUACAGCUAUGUGCGAGAAAAAUUUCUGCAUCUACAGGCGACGCCCGCACUGCUCUCAGUGUGGUAUCUAGGGCAUUUGAUUUGGCUAAACAGCCAUCUUCCUCCGCCACCUCCACUCCCCGCUCUGGAUUUCCAACCUUAAAGCACAUUAGCCUUGCGCUCCAAGAGUCCCAAAAUGUUCACGCCCCCCUCUGUGUCGGCGCUGACCAGUCCAAUAACUCUGCAACACCGAAUGCGCAUUUGGCUCACAGCCUCCCUCUUCAUCAUCGCUUGGUUAUGGCCAGUGCUUAUCUUAUCAACAAGCGGAAGCACACCCGCGAAUUUUCCUUCAAUCAACUUCGCGAUGUUUAUUUGCAUAUUUGCGCUAACCGUCAGCUUAUCGGCUUAGAAGAGUCUGAACUGGCCACCGUCUGUGGUCUACUGGAUGCCCGUGGUCACAUCGAUUUUUCAACCAAUCGUGGCUCUUCCAAAAUACCGGGUGCCUGUGCAAUGGGCACACCUGCUCAUCUUCAUCGAAUCCGACUGCGUCUCGAUGAUCGAUCAGUUGAACAGCUACUUACUGAGGAUAUGUUAUUCUCAUCCAUUCUAAACUUGACCCUGCCCCCUUGAGCUCCCUCCCCAAGUCAUCAAACCCACUGAACUCUGCAUUUCCAGGUGCUAGGUUAAGUAUUAUUUUAUGUCUUCCAGAUUUUGUACACAUUUUCUAGAGGAUUUUGUGUCCCACUGCCUUCUACUUUUUAUUUAUUUUGUACUGCACGCUCCGUCUGCAAAAUUUUAUGAAAUUCCAAUGGACUGCAGCGCUCACUCAUUGUCUUUGUUAUCCGCCCUCUAUUUCAUAAAAAUCGAUCUACAAGACUCGUCGCAACUAUCUGUCUAGACUUCGGCACCGCCGAUUCAGUUAUCUUUCAGUGCGGUCUAUCUGCU
Messenger RNA from Dicrocoelium dendriticum, 1747 nucleotides. The record is from the annotation of a GenBank genome assembly. NCBI's taxonomy places the organism in Eukaryota, Metazoa, Platyhelminthes, Trematoda, Plagiorchiida, Dicrocoeliidae.